GCAAUGGCCCCGUCUUCAGCAGCAACUGCUGCUUACGAGCUUCCUUGGGUAGAGAAAUAUCGGCCAACUCUGCUAGACGAUGUGGUCGGGAAUGUCGAGACCAUCGAGCGCCUCAAAGUCAUUGCAAAGGACGGUAAUUGUCCACAUAUCAUCAUUUCGGGGUUGCCUGGUAUCGGAAAGACCACAAGCAUACACUGUCUUGCCCACCAGCUGCUUGGGGAUGCCUACAAGGAAGGAGUGCUAGAGCUGAAUGCUUCGGACGAGAGAGGCAUAGACGUGGUUCGGAACAAAAUCAAGAGCUUCGCUCAGAAGAAAGUCACCCUUCCCCCGGGACGUCAUAAGAUCGUUAUACUCGAUGAAGCAGACUCCAUGACAGGAGGCGCUCAGCAAGCUCUCAGGCGAACCAUGGAGAUAUAUUCGAAUACUACGCGGUUUUGCCUUGCAUGCAACAUGUCGAACAAAAUCAUUGAGCCUAUCCAGAGUCGGUGUGCUAUCCUGCGCUAUGCCAAGCUCAGAGAUACAGAAGUUCUCGCCCGUCUUCUCGAGAUAUGUAAGGAAGAAAACGUGCAAUACAACGAUGAUGGUCUAACAGCGCUCAUAUUCACAUGCGAAGGAGACAUGCGGCAAGCUAUCAACAACCUGCAGUCCACGCAUUCCGGCUUUGGCUUCGUAUCUGGCGAAAACGUGUUCAAAGUUUGCGAUCAGCCACACCCUGUGAUCGUGCAGGCCAUCAUCCGUGCAUGUCAUAAGUGCGAGGUUGAUUCGGCACUGGAGAAGCUCCACGAGCUGUGGGAUCAAGGAUACAGUGCCGUGGACAUUGUCGUCACCCUCUUCAGAGUUGCUAAGACUUUUGACGAAUUGCCCGAGUACACCAAGUUAGAGUAUAUCAAGGAGAUUGGCUUCACACAUAUGAGAGUUCUGGAGGGUGUUGGUACCCUUAUGCAACUGGCUGGACUUGUUGCUAGGCUAUGUAAAUUGCACAUGAAGCCGGAGUUAUUCAAGCUUUGAUCUGUAUAAUAUAGUUCAUCCCGUAAUGUAUUUUCGUCCUAGUCUUCCGUUCUUAUCCCCGAGAAUACCG
Coniophora puteana RWD-64-598 SS2 is the source of this 1078-nucleotide messenger RNA. RefSeq names its product P-loop containing nucleoside triphosphate hydrolase protein. Gene Ontology annotation, biological process: DNA-templated DNA replication; DNA repair. Gene Ontology annotation, cellular component: nucleus; Ctf18 RFC-like complex; DNA replication factor C complex. Lineage: Eukaryota; Fungi; Basidiomycota; Agaricomycetes; Boletales; Coniophoraceae. The transcript is spliced from 9 exons. Gene Ontology annotation, molecular function: DNA clamp loader activity; ATP hydrolysis activity; DNA binding. The record is from RefSeq and is a predicted model, not a curated record. The coding region runs from base 4 to 1008 and encodes 334 amino acids.